AAGUACAAAGCGUGUAGCUAGCUAUAGGUAAACAAGGUAGUAUUUGGUUGCAGGAUGUCGUCAUGGGUGGUGGAUAUGGAGAAGAAGGUCCAGGGCGCUGAGCCGCCGGCGAAGGUGGAGAAAUGGCGGAAACACUGCAUCUUCCGCGUCCCGUUGCGCUUCAAGGUGAUCGAUGGCAGGGUGAGCAGCGUAUACAAACCGCAGACAGUAUCUUUGGGCCCAUUCCACCACGACGACAAGGAGCUGAAACCCAUAGAGGAGCACAAGCUGAGGGCCGUACAUCACCUCCUCCAACGGGACAGCUGCAAGACCACCCUUUCCGAGCUCGUCGCCACCAUGGAGAAGGUGGGUGAGGAGCUUGAGGAUGCCUACAUGGAACUGGGUGAUGAGUGGCGGGGCGAGGAGAACAGGGGCAAGUUCCUGGAGAUGAUGAUCAUCGACGGUUGCUUCCUACUGGAGGUGAUGAGGACGGCCAUAGGUGGGAAGAACACCAUUCCCAAGGACUACGAGCAGGGUGACCCUGUCUUCAGCUGGCAUGGCAUCCAGCACAUCAAGCCGUUCGUCCAACGCGACAUGCUGCUGGUCGAGAACCAGCUGCCACUCAGGUUGCUCGAGAAAAUCGUCACCGCAGAGAGCGGCAGAUUUCCGAGUGCGUCUUCGACCAAUUCCAUGGUGCUUAAAUUCCUGGAAGGCAAAGAUAAACCCGAAGGGUCCGAUGAGUUGGGACUCCACCCGCUCGACAUAUACCGAAGGAGCCAGCUCAAGGGCCAUCUGAGGCCUUAUCAGAGGGACAGAGGUGGCGUGGAGAACACCAUACCGACAGCCAAUGCCGCCAAUGCUCGUCUCGACGGAGUGGUGCCCCGAUCGGCGUGGAAAUUGUGUGAGGCGGGGAUCCGGUUCAUGCCCAGCAAGACAGCCUUCCUCGACGACAUCAACCUGGACAAUGGCAGGCUCUACAUGCCCAAGUUCCAACUCGACGACUCCACCGCCUACAAGUUCCACAACAUGAUGGCGUUCGAGGCGAUGCACGUCAGCACUGAAAAUGACGUGACGGCCUACGCGCUCUUUGUCAAGGACCUCGUGGACUCCGCCCAAGACGUGCGCCUGCUUGUGAAUAAAAGGAUCCUUGAGCAUGACCUCGCCGAUGACGACGAUGCCGUGGUGAAGCUCUUCAACGGCCUCACUAGGGAUGUGUACAAGAACUGGGAGAGUAACUUGUGCCGCGUGCGUGAGGACGUGCAGUACCACUACAUCGGCAACCCCCCACGCAUCCUCAUGUACAAGUGGUGGGUAAACCUCAAGAACAGGUACUUCAAGAGCCCGUGGACGCUCCUUGCCUUCAUCACCGCAAUCUUGCUCGUCGUCGGAGACAUCAUGCAGGCUGUGUUUGCAGUCUUAUCCUAUUAUAAACCUGACAAGGAUAAGCCCAAAAUGCCUUAA
Messenger RNA from Triticum aestivum (bread wheat), 1440 nucleotides. RefSeq names its product UPF0481 protein At3g47200. The transcript has 3 exons. NCBI's taxonomy places the organism in Eukaryota, Viridiplantae, Streptophyta, Magnoliopsida, Poales, Poaceae. The record is from RefSeq and is a predicted model, not a curated record. The coding region runs from base 55 to 1440 and encodes 461 amino acids.